Molecule: messenger RNA, 358 nt
Organism: Cylicocyclus nassatus
Lineage: Eukaryota; Metazoa; Nematoda; Chromadorea; Rhabditida; Strongylidae
Source: the annotation of a GenBank genome assembly
GCAGUUUAUGGUGAUAGAAAUGAGCUUUGACUCAAUCUCUGCUUAAGAGAUUUGAAGCAAUGCAAAUAUGAAUUUUAUCCUACUUCUCGUCAUCGCUAUCUUUUGUCCUCCAGUUGCUGUAUUUAUGUGUUUGGGAUGCAGUAAUCACUUGGUAUUGAAUAUAUUUUUGACUGGUUUCGUCUGGCUUCUUGGUAUUGGCCAUGCCUGGAUCAUAAUAAUCGCUUCGGUGGUGACUGCAUGCAAAGAGAAUCUGAUGAAUUUAUUGAAAGAAGAGAUAGGAGCCCAGGAAAUGGAAGUAAGAAGUCCGGCUGUGGGUGUUCCAGACGAGGUAUCUGUGGAAAUGCCAGAGCAGUCAGAA